Phaethon lepturus (White-tailed tropicbird) is the source of this 366-nucleotide messenger RNA. RefSeq names its product ATP synthase, H+ transporting, mitochondrial F1 complex, delta subunit (gene ATP5F1D). The record is from RefSeq and is a predicted model, not a curated record. Gene Ontology annotation, molecular function: proton-transporting ATP synthase activity, rotational mechanism. Lineage: Eukaryota; Metazoa; Chordata; Aves; Phaethontiformes; Phaethontidae. The annotation marks the transcript as partial. The transcript has 3 exons. Gene Ontology annotation, biological process: proton motive force-driven ATP synthesis.
GUGUUUUACAACGCUGCCAACGUGAAGCAGGUGGACGUGCCCACGCUGACCGGCUCCUUCGGUAUCCUGGCCUCUCACGUCCCCACCCUGCAGGUCCUCAAACCGGGUGUUGUGACAGUCUAUGCUGAGGAUGGCACGGCCACCAAGUACUUUGUGAGCAGCGGCUCUGUCACGGUCCACGCGGACUCCACCGUGCAGGUGCUGGCAGAGGAGGCGGUGACGAUGGACAUGCUGGAUCUGGCGACUGCAAAAUCAAACCUAGAGAAGGCUGUUUCAGAGAUGGCUGCAGCAUCUGAUGAAGCAGCUAAAGCAGAAGCUCAGAUUAAAGUAGAAGCUAAUGAAGCCCUUGUAAAAGCCCUGGAGUAA